Molecule: messenger RNA, 2636 nt
Organism: Malania oleifera
Lineage: Eukaryota; Viridiplantae; Streptophyta; Magnoliopsida; Santalales; Ximeniaceae
Exons: 8
Coding region: 262-2130 (622 amino acids)
Biological process (GO): mitochondrion organization
Cellular component (GO): mitochondrion
Molecular function (GO): ATP binding; zinc ion binding; ATP hydrolysis activity
Source: RefSeq, a predicted model, not a curated record
AACCUGGUCUAAUUUUUGGACCAUGCAAGUCGGCGUCGAUGUGUUGGGCUCCGUUGGUUUCUUCUCCACGCAAACUGUGGCAGUUAAGUUUGGCUGGUUUGGGACAUGACCAACUGGUCCGUUUAAACCCUAGACCAGGAAAGAAGGUUUAUGCUCGCGCCAGGCGUUAAACCCUACGUUUCUUGUCCGUACAUUACCCCAGUAUCCGUCAUCUGUUUACCAAACACAUAUCAGAUCAGAGCUUGAAGAAGCUUAUCUUCCAUGGCUGCUUCAAGGCUAUCGACCUGCGCAGCUAUGGCUGCCGCGGUCGCCUCCUUGUCCACUUUCCCCAAUCACGCGCACGCCGACGCUCCCUUUCGCUUCUCGCCUUUCUUUUCGUCUUCGCCUCCUCAGGCUCAGGCCGACCAAACGGAAGCUAAAUCCUCCUCCGAAGAGCCCAAGGGCGGUUUCGAUCCAGAGUCAUUGGAGAGAGGUGCCAAAGCUCUUCGAGAAAUCAACAGCUCUCCGAACGCCAAACAGGUUUUUGAAGUUAUGAGAAAGCAGGAACAAACUCGGUUGGCAGAGUUGGCGGCUGAGAAGGCUCAUCAUGAAGCCAUUCAAGCUCAAACUGAGAUUGAAAGGCAGCAGAAAGUUGCUGAAGAACAAAGAAAUUUAGCACAACAACAAGCACAAGCAAAGGCACAGAUGUUGAGAUAUGAAGAUGAGUUGACUAGAAAACGGAUGCAGACAGAUAAUGAAGCUCAAAGGAGACAUAAUGCUGAAUUGGUAAAGAUGCAAGAAGAGUCCUCUAUACGGAAAGAACAAGCAAGACGGGCUACUGAAGAGCAAAUCCAAGCCCAACAACGCCAAACUGAGAAAGAGAGAUCUGAAAUAGAACGGGAAACAAUUAGAGUGAAGGCCAUGGCUGAAGCAGAAGGACGGGCUCAUGAAGCAAAAUUGACUGAGGAUCAUAACAGGCGAAUGCUUAUAGAGCGGAUAAAUGGUGAAAGAGAAAAGUGGCUUGCUGCAAUCAAUACAACUUUUAGUCACAUAGAAGGUGGGUUCAGGAUGCUGUUGACCGAUAGGAGUAAGUUGUUUAUGACUGUUGGAGGAGCCACAGCCCUAGCUGCUGGAAUUUAUACAACUAGAGAAGGUGCUAGAGUGACUUGGGGUUAUAUCAACCGGAUACUGGGUCAACCAUCACUAAUCCGAGAGUCAUCUAUUGCAAAAUUCCCAUGGUCAGGGAUGGUUUCCCAAAUAAAAAAUAAAGUCUCAAAUUAUAGUACAGCAGCUGGGUCAGUGGGGUCUGCAGGAAUUAAAUCUAGUUUGGGGAAUGUUAUUCUCCAUCCUUCAUUGCAGAGGAGAAUAGAGCAGCUUGCUCGAGCCACAGCAAACACAAAAUCUCACCAGGCACCCUUCCGUAACAUGCUUUUUUAUGGACCUCCUGGUACUGGCAAAACUAUGGUUGCAAGGGAGAUAGCUCAAAAAUCUGGUUUGGAUUAUGCAAUGAUGACAGGAGGUGAUGUUGUACCACUGGGUGCACAGGCUGUUACCAAGAUCCAUCAGAUAUUUGAUUGGGCUAAAAAGUCAAGGAAAGGCUUACUGCUUUUUAUUGAUGAGGCUGAUGCUUUUUUAUGCGAGCGUAAUAGCACUCACAUGAGUGAAGCCCAGAGAAGUGCUCUAAAUGCAUUGCUUUUUCGAACUGGGGACCAGUCGAGAGACAUAGUCCUUGUGCUUGCCACAAACAGACCGGGGGAUCUCGACAGUGCAGUUGCUGAUCGCAUGGAUGAAGUUAUUGAGUUUCCACUUCCCGAACAAGAGGAACGUUAUAAACUGCUAAAGCUUUACUUGAAGAAGUAUCUUUGCAAUGAAGAUGAGAGUGCUUCUGGGACGGCUUCUCUUCUCAACAGGAAAACACAGAAUAUAACCAUUAGGGAUGUAUCAGAUGAAGUCAUCCGGGAAGCUGCCCAGAAGACUCACGGGUUCUCCGGCCGUGAGAUAGCAAAACUCAUGGCAGGUGUUCAAGCAGCCGUCUAUGGGCGUCCUGAUUGUGUUUUGGAUUCCCAGCUGCUGAGGGAAAUUGUAGAUUACAAGGUUGCAGAGCAUAAUCAAAGGAUAAAAUUGGCAGCUGAAAGUGGUCAGCCUGCUUGAGCCUGGGAUCGGUUUUGGUUGCAAGAUAGAGAAGGCAAUUUUCUUCUUUUGGUUGGAAACCAUGAAUUUUGAAUUUUCUUACAUUGUGAUAUAUUUUCCCCGCCUCCAUUUGUGUGUUUUUUUAUGUUGGGGUGGGGGUGGGGGGGGGGGGGGGGGGGGGGGGGGGGGGGGGGGGGGGGUGUGUGUGUGUUUCAAUUGAGUUCUCCUGGAGAAUAUGAUUAAGGACUUGGGAGCCUAUGAAGACUAGCUGCUGAAAGGAUGCUGGCAAUUGUGCUUAGGAGGGAAUGACCCAAAACUGACCAUGUAAAAGUGAGAAAUAGCUGAGCUUUUGUUGCUUUUUUAGGGGAUAAGUCCGUUAUAAAACAGCCGAGUGUCUGGCCAUCAUUGUUUAUUUCUUUCUGUUUUCUUUUUUCUUCAGAGCCGUUUCUUCUCAAAAGCAAACGUUAUGUUAAGACGCAGAAAGUUUUUGGUGGUACCACACAUUGUGUAACCAAGCACAUCCUUCU